This is a messenger RNA of Punctularia strigosozonata HHB-11173 SS5, 1471 nucleotides long. Its product is annotated as hydroxymethylglutaryl-CoA synthase. Gene Ontology annotation, molecular function: hydroxymethylglutaryl-CoA synthase activity. The transcript has 5 exons. The record is from RefSeq and is a predicted model, not a curated record. Gene Ontology annotation, biological process: acetyl-CoA metabolic process; ergosterol biosynthetic process. The coding region runs from base 13 to 1386 and encodes 457 amino acids. Lineage: Eukaryota; Fungi; Basidiomycota; Agaricomycetes; Corticiales; Punctulariaceae.
CUUCCUGUCGCCAUGGCCAUUGACCAGCGCCCCCAAGAUGUCGGCAUCCUUGCCAUCUACCCUUACUUCCCCAAGCGUUGCAUCUCCGAAGAGGAGCUCGAGGUUUUUGACGGCGUCGCGAAGGGCAAAUACACCAUUGGUCUUGGCGCCGAAUACAUGGCGUUUACGGAUGACCGCGAAGAUAUCAACUCUUUUGCGUUGACAGCCGUUUCGCAACUCCUCGAGAAAUACAGCAUCGACCCCACCUCUAUCGGUCGCAUUGACGUCGGUACCGAAACCAUGAUUGACAAGUCGAAAUCCGUCAAGUCGACCCUUAUGGACCUCUUUUCCGCACACGGCAACAACGAUAUUGAGGGUCUCGACAACACCAACGCCUGCUACGGCUCCACCGGCGCACUGUUCAACGCGGUCAACUGGGUCGAGGGCCGUUCGUGGGACGGACGCAACGCGAUCGUCUUUGCCGGUGACAUCGCCAUCUAUGCUGAGGGCGCAUCUCGCCCAGUCGGCGGUGCGGGCGGCUGUGCAAUUCUCAUUGGCCCCAACGCACCGCUCGUGCUUGAGCCUGUGCAUGGCUCCCACAUGGCGAACGUAUACGACUUCUACAAGCCCAUACUCACCAGCGAGUACCCGGUUGUCGACGGUCCGCUGACCGUAACAACAUACAACAAGGCGCUUGACCAGUCAUACAUCACCUGGCGCCAGAAGUUCGAGAGCAGACUCAAGGCGCAAGGGAAGGAGUUCGAGGGCCCCAUAUCGCUCAACAUUGUCGACUACCCCGUCUUCCACGCGCCGUACGGAAAGAUGGUCCAGAAAGCGCACGCACGGUUGGUCUUCAACGACUUCCUGGCGAACCCUACCGACCCCCGCUUUGCCAACGUCACCAAUCCGGAGACAUUCACCUCUAUGCCCUACGAGAAAACGCUCUCCGAUAAGUCAGUCGAAAAGACAUUCAUUGGCGUUGCGAAUUCCGAUUUCAAGAAGAUCGUCGAGCCCUCGAUGCAGUGUGGCAAGCGCUGCGGUAACAUGUACACCGCGUCGCUUUACAACUGCCUCGCCUCGCUCCUUGCCGUGAAGACCCCAGAAGAAUUGUUCGGCAAGCGGAUAUCCAUGUACGCGUACGGCUCGGGCUGCGCGUCGUCUUUCUUCACCAUCCGCGUCAAAGGCUCGACAGAGAAGAUUCGCAAGACCAUGAACCUCCUUGACCGACUGGCGUCUAUGGAGGUCGUCCCACCGACACAGUUCAUCGAGGCACUCGAGGUCCGCGAGAAGAACCACAAUGCGGCACCUUACCAUCCUGUCGGCUCGACCGACAACCUCUUGCCUGGUACCUACUAUCUGGAGUCGAUUGACGAGAAGUACAGGAGGAAAUACAGUGUCAAGGCAUGAUCGUAGACGUGGUUAGACUGAUAUCUCGACAUUGGUUUCAUUUGUAUGUGUAUAUGUACGAAAUAGAUCGAACCUUGCACACUCA